AAUCCAGCUACCAGAAAAGGAGGACGAAGGAGGACGAAGGAGGAAAGAACGAAGAAAGCAGUCGCCGAAGAGGUCACUUCAGUCAGCAGACUCGGAGGUCAAAACACCCGGCCCGUUCACGCACAUCUGUAUUUCUUCUCUUCCUCUCUUCCUCACACUCUCUCCCAACUUCAUCCACAAUCGUUCAGGUGUGUCCACACUCGAUCAAUUGCUUCAUUCUUUGUCCUCUGUGACGCUUCAAUUCUUCAGCCCUAGACAGCAGCCUCAGUUCGUCUUGGUCCCGUAAAGUCGAUUGAGAAAGAUGUUGUUCUUCAAGACCGGUGCCAUCGUCGUCGGUGUUGUGGCUCUUGCUGCAGCUCAGCAUAUCGGCGCUCGCAAAGUCCAUGUCGAUCUCAUUCCGGCAAACGCCACGUCAAUCGUCUAUGAGACGCAGUUGAGCACCAUCUUCAGCUGUGCUCCGCAUGUUCCCAACUGUCCUCACGAUUCAACUAUUGUGGUGACUUCAAUCAUUCCGAUUGCAACUACCAUUUGCCCUGUCACCUUGACUUCGACCUGGGUUGAGUCUUCUUUGGCUUCUCCUCCUGCACCAAGCAGCUACGGCCCUCCACCACCUGCUCCCAGCAGUUAUGGUCCUCCUCCUCCACCUGCUCCCAGCAGUUAUGGUCUCCCUCCACCACCUGCUCCGAGCAGUUAUGGACCCCCUCCACCACCUCCAAGCAGCUAUGGCCCGCCACCACCAAUCAGCUACGCGCCCCCAAGCUCUUCUGCUUCUUCUGCUUUGUUGCCCACCGAAUACUCGACCUCUUCCAUUGUGGUCACUCGCCCGGGACCUCCAUCAAGCUACGGUACUCCAGUUCCUUCGGACAUCGUGACUCUUACUUUGAGCACUGCCAGCCCACCCCUGUCUUCUCCGAUCAGCGAAGAGCCUGGAUACCCUUCUCCUCCACCAUAUGUCCCUCCUUACAUCCUGACUAGCGAGAGCCAUUCUGACAGGCCUGUGUCCAUGAGCACCACCGAGGUUAGCAUCGUCACUUUGCCCACCUUCGCUCCGAGCAUCUCUCCGAAUACUACCUUAUCGGUGCCAACUCAGGCGAACGGUACUUCCACCGCGACUCCAACUCCCCCACCAGUCUUCGAAGGCGCUGCUUCUCUCGACAAGGUGGUCAAUCUCGGACUGUUCGCGGCCACACUCUUCAUUGCUUUCGUCAUCUGAUCUGGCUGAAGAAGUACCAUCCGCCAAGGCGGUCAUCUCGAACGUAAUUAUGCUCUUCAUGUUUACGAUGUGGUAUCUUCUCACUUUUUCUGUUGUCUUUGGGGAGCAUCUGAUACGUAGCUCUACUUGCUUUGUAACAUUAGCUCUGCAGCUAGAUAUGUGCGCGUCUAUAAAGACACUAAUGAAUCCCAAUUGAGUUUGCAACACUCUGCCUUUGCGUGUCAAUCAUGCAUACCAAGGGAGAUGCUCGAGCGAUA
Molecule: messenger RNA, 1470 nt
Organism: Pseudovirgaria hyperparasitica
Lineage: Eukaryota; Fungi; Ascomycota; Dothideomycetes; Acrospermales; Acrospermaceae
Exons: 2
Coding region: 302-1213 (303 amino acids)
Source: RefSeq, a predicted model, not a curated record